Messenger RNA from Penicilliopsis zonata CBS 506.65, 2586 nucleotides. RefSeq lists its product as hypothetical. The record is from RefSeq and is a predicted model, not a curated record. NCBI's taxonomy places the organism in Eukaryota, Fungi, Ascomycota, Eurotiomycetes, Eurotiales, Aspergillaceae. The transcript has a single exon. The annotation marks the transcript as partial. Gene Ontology annotation, cellular component: membrane. Gene Ontology annotation, molecular function: calcium ion binding.
GUGUUCUUGAUCAUCCUGGCUUUGCUGUUGGCUGUUGAUGCCACCCCAACGGUCAACUACCCCGUCAAUGCGCAAUUGCCUCCUGUCGCUCGAGUAUCGGAACAGUUUGAGUUCGUCUUUUCCGACAGCACCUUUACCAACAAAGGGUCGGGAACGAAGUACUCGAUAUCCAACGCGCCGUCAUGGCUUCAUUUGAAUGAGAGCAGCAGGUUAUUUUAUGGGACACCGCAGUCCAAAGACGUCGGGCCUGCAGCCUUCACCUUGGUGGCAUCAGAUCAGUCCGGGUCUAGUGAUAUGGACGUCACCUUCGUUGUCAUGAAAGAGAAAGGCCCCGGUCUCGGAGAGUCAUUGCUUCCAUCCCUGGCAAAUUCCGGCUCGACCGAGCCGCCAUCAUCGAUCUUGUUAUAUCCAGGAAAUUCUUUCAACUUCGCUUUCGAUCGCGAUAUCUUCACCAACACCGACUCGAACACCAUAUACUAUGCAACAUCUUCAGAUAACUCUCCUUUGCCAUCCUGGAUUGGAUUCAAUGCCGCGACGCUCCGGUUCUCAGGGAACACGCCCUCGUCGCCCUCUUCGGGACCUCAGACCUACACGUUCCAUGUCAUUGCUUCGGACGCGGCUGGAUUUAGUGCCGCUACCGCUAGCUUUGAUAUUGUCGUUGGCACACACGUCCUGGCCUUCCGGAACAGCACCGAGACUGUCCAACUCACCCGGGGACAGAAUUACACCAGUCCCAGCUUUCGCGAGACCCUGACGCUGGACGGCAAAUCACCCGCAGGCGACAAUCUGACCACUAUCAAGGCGGAUUCUCCGAGCUGGCUUGCCUUUAACACGGCCUCUAUGUCGCUUAGUGGCGUGCCCCCGACCGACGCCCAGGACCAAAACGUGACAAUUUCGGUCACGGAUGCUUAUCAGGACGUCGCGAAAUUGAUGGUUUUUCUGCGAUUCUCCAAGUCAUUACUUGAGGGCGUCGAGGACUGCAACGUGACGAUUGGCCAGAAUUUUACGUGUGCCCUCAGCAAUCCUGGCUUGAGUAACGGCAGCGUCCAACUCGAUGUGAAAGUGAGCCCCGACGCAGCUUCAUGGUUAAAAUACAAUCCUCAGAACAAGUCACUAUCCGGACAUGUGCCGGCUGAUUUGAACUCUCAGACAGUUUCUGUAAAUCUGACUGCCAGCGAAGGCUCUGCCACGGAGACCCGGGAAUUUCCUGUGUACGUCCAAAAGUCAAAAGACAGCCAAGGGGACGCUGCUUCUUCGACAGGGUCUGGCAGCAGCGGGAUCCAAAAGAAGAAAGCCGGGGUGAUUGCCAUCUCUGUCAUUAUCCCAUUCGCCGCCCUGAGCAGUCUCAUAAUCCUGUUCUGCUGCUGGCGUCGCAAGCGCAAAGCUUCCAGGGGCUUGGAAGGCGGAGAGGGCCUUUCAAAGGAAAAGCUCCAAAUCUCUCGGCCUCAGCUUCAAGAACUGAUGCACUGCCAGCCGUUCGAACAAACAGUCGCAAGGGAAAGACCGAGAACAAGCGGUAGCCCGACCCAGGCUCCUGACCCCCCGCCGCGGCUGGAAUUAUCACCGCUGUGGACUACGGAUUCUCUCGAACCCAAAGCGCAGAUGCAAGAUUCAGCAAACGUGUCGACCCAGAGCUCUCAGCCAAGAAUCAGCUGGGGAUUCAUACCUAUGAGUAGUACCGAUGUUCGUGAAGACAAGGAGAAUGAAAACCCCGCGUCGCCGUCCAAGGAAAGCAAACGCCUCUCACAAACGAGCCCUCUCGUGCGUCGACGGACCACCAACUACUCCCGCAAACGCGAGCCUCUCAAGAGCAUCCAGCCCCGGUCUUUGAAACGCGACUCUGUGGCGUCCUCGAGAUCCAAGCGCAACUCCAGACGAUCGAGCGGUAUCCAGUCCGUCUCCUCCGGGUUACCCGUACGGCUGAGUGGUGCUGGCCACGGCGCAGGCGGGUUCGGACCUCCUGGUCACGGAGUAGUGCGCGUCUCAUGGCAGAACACACAGUAUUCUCUACGCAGUGACGACAGCAGUCUGGGUAAUUUAGCGCCGCUGUUUCCACGACCCCCACCGGCGGCUCGGAUGCGCAACAGCAUGUCGAGUGUACCAGACGCAUCAAAACGGGUGAGCCUGCGGGCCGUCCAGCCGUCGCAUUCUAUCAUCUCUGAAUCUGGCUCUCUGGAGGCGUUUGUGCACAGCCGAGCCAAGCAUCGCAACUCGACGAACCCGCUCUUCUCGGCCAACAUGAGCCGGCGGUCGUCGUCUGGCAUGCGAGCGAUAGAGAAGGCGCGUAGCGGGCGCAGUCGGACCAACACGCUGGCCUCGAUCUCGACGGAGACGGACGAGAACAGCAGCAGUAGUGGGGGCGGCGGUCAUUACCGGAGUGAGCGGCCGUACUCGGCGUCUCUAUACACACAAGACCACCGACAGUCGACCUACAUGCGCCCCAUUUCGCAGUUCUCGCACAUGCUGCCACGGAUCCCGGCCUCCAAGGAACAGAGCCAGUCGAGCCUGGCGCAGGGAUACAGCGAGAUGGUGGCACCGCUGCCCCAGUUCUGGAGCGAAGCCAGUCUCGGAUCAGGACGAUUCGAG